AUGGCGCAAACAGGCCAGUCUACGCGAUCCAGAAGAGCAAGAGCCCAUCGUCAGCCGUAUUCGCUUCCAUCCAAUGCACAGCUCGUUGCCGUUACCAUUCUCUUCGUCGCCGCCGCCCUCUUGUGCUGCGUUGGUCCGGAUUACAUCUCUCCGUGGACUCGCAUGUGGGAUUUGAAGGCCAAUUUGACCGCCCCUGUCUUGGCUCGUCGUGACUUUAUGCAAGCAUUUCAUGAUAUCGAGAGGCGUGCUCCCAUUGCCUCGACACCAACCACCCGUCAGCCAGAAUACACAAUCCCCAAGGCAUGGUGGACCGCUGGAGGCCGCACUGGCAUUAUUGCCUUUUCCCUAUUUCCUCUUUGCGUGCUGUUUGCUCUCAAGGCACCUCCGUUUGCGGUCUUUGCACUGCCAUUCACCACUCAGAUGCACUUUGACAAGCUCGCCCUCCUUCACCGCUGGUCUGGCCGUAUCAUCUGGAUCAUUACCACCAUCCACGUCGCCACUUGGGGUGUCCAGCUCGGCCGUGACAAGCGCCAUGGCAAGGGUGGUAUUGGCUGGGACUACGUCUGGGUCUAUCCUUUAUUCAUUUACGGCCUCAUUGGUUAUAUUUUGAUGACCCUGCUUGUCGUCUUGUCACUCUCUCCAAUCAGGACACACCGUUACGAGACUUUUUACCUCUUGCACGUGAUCCUCGUCCCGCUUACGCUCAUCUUCUCCGCCCUUCAUUUCCCCCAAAUCUGGCACUGGUGUUGGGUCGCCCUCGGUCUCUGGGGUGGUGAGCGAUUGUUCAGAUGGGCUCGCGGCGCAUGGGUCAACGGAGCGCUCGGUCCGUGGGGCAACUUUGGCCCUGUGGGCAGUGUACCCGAACCAAGCAGUCUAGCCGAAAAGUCUGCCGACACAUGGGAAAUGAGUGCACGUCAAUCGGGAAAUAACAGUCGAUCGACUCUCCAGGAAGAUAAACAGCCUUCAGUCCGCAUUGUUUCUCAAGUACCCCAAACCAACGAACUUCUCAAGUACUUUUCGCCUACCCACCCACCAAAACAGUCCAGAGAGAGCGUUGAAGUCAAUGGUGCAAGGAGAGAACGUCCAUGGAGUAUUACGAGUCUGCAUACCGACGAAUCGGCUAUGCCGCGUACCAGCUUCUCAGAGCUCAUCCCGCGUAAAGCAGGUACCGCUGACUCCUAUGGCCCUGUCCAUACUGUUGUCUCGCCUACUAGACCACUCGUCAACCGUCCGUCCUCGUCUGUACAGCAUGCCAUGGUUCUCCCCCCUCCUGGGUUCGCCCAUUGUGUCAUCUUGCCCGGCCGCACCGUUCGUCUUACAGUCGUUACCGCCCGUCCAAUGAAAUGGGCUCCCGGUCAGCACGUCCUGCUUUGCGUCCCGAGCGUGUCCCAAUGGACAACACAUCCGUUCACGAUCGCCGGUGCAUGCGACGAGAGGUCCACAGGCGUCGGCGCCCGCGGCCGCGAAAUCUCGCUCAUCAUCCGUGCGCGCGCAGGGUUCACCAAGCACCUCUGGGAAGAAAUUAUGCAUGGGAGCGGACACCACCACACACACGAGCACGGCGAAAAGCUCCGACGCGGGAUUACGCUUCGCGCCUCGAUCGACGGGCCGUUUGGGUCUGCUGCGAGGGAGGACUGGACCAAGUAUUCGACCGCGAUUAUGGUUGCGGGUGGAUCCGGUGUUGCGUUUGCACUGAGCGUUUUGGAGGCGUUGUGCUUGAAGAUUGUCAGCGGCGAAGAGAUCAAGACCAAGCGAAUCCGGUUUGUGUGGAUGAUUCGCGAGUAUGCGCAUGUACAAUGGUGUGCUGGGAUUCUCCGCCGAUGCCGCGAGAUGGUUCCCAACAAGGACCAACUGCAAAUCGAGAUUUUCGUGACCAACCACCAAGCGCAAACCAUCGAGGCUCUUUCGUCGCUCCCGAGCGGAACCGAAGAUGCAAUGCUCCAGCCCCCCGCUCCCCGAUUCGCGCGCGACGGCCGUCCUCGUCCCGACUCGGUCGCGUCCAACGACAGUCUGGACAGCACCAUCUCGUCGAACAGCAUCGCCGAACUCAACCCCGAGGAACACCCCGACGGAGAUCUCGGCACGCACGUCUGGACUACACCAACUUUGACGGCGAAGAGGAUACGCGCACCGCGGCCGAGGCAACACUGUCGAAAAAGGUCAAAAAGGAGGGCAAGAUCAGGCGCGCGCGGUCGAAAAAGAUUGCGGCCGCGCCACGACGACGAACCGCUUGCGGUCCCCCAGCCUCGUUACGCGCAACACGCUUCCGGGUCUGGGUCCGGGUCGAAUACCCCAAUGAGCUCGAGCCCGAGCGGAACGCCCAAGUUCCCGCUCUCCCCCGUCGGCACGCCCAAAAUCGGCGGAGAGGCGACGCUGCGACCCCCGUUGUUCACGGACCCGACGUACCGGAGCAGUGUGGCCGAAUCCAUGUUCUCGCGCGGCUCGGUCUACGACGACUCGCGCUCGAUAUUCGGUGCGGAUGACCCUGUGUUCGAGAUGGACGACGAGGAAAUGGACGAUAUCAACCAUAUUGCCGAGCUCGCGCGUCCCGGCAAGCCGAAAUUAGACAAGAUCCUGGCCGACGAGGUCGAAAGAGCGCAGGGAGAGCUAGUUGUCGCGUGUUGCGGUCCUACGUCGCUCAACGCUGCCAUGCGCAAGUUUGUCGCCGACCAGUUGAGUCCGGCUAAAGUCUGGAGGGGCGACAUGAGCGGAAGUAUUAAACUUGUUUCUGAAGACUACGCGUGGUAA
Molecule: messenger RNA, 2748 nt
Organism: Rhizoctonia solani
Lineage: Eukaryota; Fungi; Basidiomycota; Agaricomycetes; Cantharellales; Ceratobasidiaceae
Product: Ferric reductase like transmembrane component
Exons: 5
Coding region: 1-2748 (915 amino acids)
Biological process (GO): iron ion transport; intracellular iron ion homeostasis; copper ion import
Cellular component (GO): plasma membrane
Molecular function (GO): ferric-chelate reductase activity
Source: RefSeq, a predicted model, not a curated record